CACAAGUUGACCAGAUUUGAAAUAGAGAAACCAGCGGAGGUGAAAUAGAGUCCAUAGGGAGUGAGAGAUGCAUGACGAGGAAUCGCGCCGUCGUCGUCGUCGUGUGGUGGGAUUUAUUGUGCAGUCCACUCACGAACUGCAAGUCCCUCCGAUUGUCAAGUACUCCGCGCUUUGUCUUUUCACUGACCGAUUUUACCCCACUAUCUCCCGAAAGGGCCUGGACAAAGUACACUGGCUUUUGGAUCCGACAAGUGAAAGCAAUCUUCAGUUAUUUGCUCUUGCUUCUAUAUGGAUCUCUAGCAAAAUUCACUCAUCUCCUCCUCUUUCUUUCAAGAGACUGAAGUCAUUGGGAGACAAGAGUAUUUCUGAGCAACAUUUUACAACAAGAGACUUCUUAGAUGCAGUAAGCUAGCUAUUUUUUAUAAGGUUUCAAGGGUGUAUAAUUCCAUUUUCUAAUUCUCCAGGUGGUGAUAAGCUACUUUGCAGGAGCUAUUGCUAAUGCAGGCAUUGAAAUAUGAGAUUGGCGUGUCAUGCAUUGCCUACGUAUUCCUUGAGGAUCUCAUUAUUCAAUUGAAGGAUGUUGCACGGGUGGGUGAACAUGUGAGCUAUGAAGCUUGCAUGGAUAUCAUGGACCUACUCUAUGAAACGGAGGAGACUUCGGUUCUUUUCACUACUUCGAAAUGUUUAGCAGCAUCUAUAUUGGCUGCUACAUAUGUGAUCACAGUUCCUGUACAACGAUGGGAGUUCCCUAUUCUUCCUUGGGUUGUGUUUGUCACUUCAUGCAAAGAGCAGGAGAUUGUGAAUAUAGUCAAAGUUAUUCUAAGCCAUGUUUUUGAAUCGGGCCCACGGCUUUGAUUUGGAAGUAUCUUUCGCUCUUUAUAUCUUUCUGAAGAUCAAGCACAAGGAUGCGACCCCAAUCACACGCUUAGUCAAAGGUCAACAAACGCAGCCAUACGUUGCACCGUCCUUAAAAAAUUGUUUCAGAUCGUCUCCAUGGAUAUUUAUGAUAUGUUUCUUUUGCAAAUGGGGACAUCGCUUGAUAUGUUUAGUAUUGUCAAACUUGCUUUUGAAAACUUGCUUCCAAAUUUAAAACUAAUAAUUUACC
Cuscuta europaea is the source of this 1105-nucleotide messenger RNA. NCBI's taxonomy places the organism in Eukaryota, Viridiplantae, Streptophyta, Magnoliopsida, Solanales, Convolvulaceae. The record is from the annotation of a GenBank genome assembly.